Molecule: messenger RNA, 6309 nt
Organism: Phaedon cochleariae (mustard beetle)
Lineage: Eukaryota; Metazoa; Arthropoda; Insecta; Coleoptera; Chrysomelidae
Source: the annotation of a GenBank genome assembly
CACCUGUCACCAGUAAACAACAGACUCGUAUUUUUGUGUAUUUUCAAAUUUUAAGUUUUAACGAUCCUCGAAUCGUAUACAUGUUGAUUGAUUUUGAGGUUUCUAAAAAGGUGCAAAAAAAUUAACAGCGAAAGUAUCAUCUUCAAAAUGACCUCGGCAGCCCAAAAAAGCAAAUCAGCGAUAACUCUCAAAGGCUCAUCCGCAAUAGUCUGUGACUAUUUGAACUUUGGCAUCAAUUCCAUUUUAUUUCAACGAGGCUUGUAUCCCCCUGAAAACUUCACAGCUGAAGAGGAAUAUGGUUUAACGAUUUUGAUGUCCACUGAUAACAAAAUCAAACAUUUCCUCACCACUACAUUGGGAAAACUGAAAGAAUGGUUAGCUGAGAAGGUUGUGAACAAAGUUGCUUUAGUGAUAACCAAUGUAAAAACACUGGAAGUCAUGGAAAGGUGGGAUUUCAUAGUUGAAUAUGAAGCAGACUCCAAGGGUGAAGCUGAGCAAGUAUCUGAGAAGCCCUUGAAGCAAAUCAAGAAUGAAAUCAGGGAUGUCCUCAAACAAAUAGCAUCAUCUGUAGCCUACCUGCCACUUUUAGACUGUCUAUGCAGUUUUGACAUUCAAAUUUAUACAAAAGACAAUUUGCAGAUGCCAGAUGAAUGGGCAGAAGCAGAACCUGCUCAUAUAAAGAAUGCACAAACUGUAAAAAUGAGGUCAUUCUCCACACAAUUACACAAGAUGGACACUGUGGUAACUUACAAAAAUGAAGACUGAUUAUGAUUUCUCUUAAUUUCUCAAUGUUCAGUAUUGUAUUUGAACUAUUUUAUGUGAAUAAUGUAAGUAAAUAAUUUUUCCUAGUUUUAGUAAAAAAAAAUAUGAAUUUUAUGAAAUUGUUUUUUUUAUGAAUCUUCUCAAUUUCUGAAAACUGAUGUAAUACCAUUGAUGGAUACAAAAAUCAAAAAUUAUUGACAUUGCUUGCAGUUUUUUGGGAAGAAAUUUACCACCCUUGGUAUAGGAAAUAAUGAGGAUUUUGUCACUAUUUUAUGUUUUUAUUUAGUUAUUGUCACUGAAUACAUUUCAUAAGUAGAUAGUUUUUGCAGUAAAUACCUGUGAAUAUACCUGGUGACACAGGCUCAUGGUAUACCCCUCUUUUCUUUCUUGUUCUUUAAGCUAUAUUUCUGAAAUUUGCAACAUUGAAUAUGCUCACUAGAGGGCACAAUCUCACUCUUUAGGAUUAUUUUUCAUCUACUGGUUUUCCUGCAAAUGACAUCAACUUUCAAUUUUUAGAUGGAGCAAAUUCAACAAUACUGGGUUUGAUUGGGUUAUCUCGAAGGAUUACAAAAAUAUUUGCAAAUAUUGUAAGUGUUCCAUUUGAAAAUCGAAAAUUUAUGUCAUUUCUAGGAAAACUGGAAGAUGAAAAAAAAAAAACGAAAAUGUGAGAAAAAGCCCUCUAGUGAACUUUUUUGAUGUUCCAAAUUUCAGGAUAAUGCUAGAAAACCAAAUGAGAAAAGGUUGAUACCAUGAGUCUAUGUUCACAUUUUUAUCUUUGUCUCAAAAUUAAAAGGGCUGUUAUGGAAUAUUUGAUCACCUACAUAUUAUGGCAAUGUGAAACUUUUAAAUUCAUGUUUUUUAUUAGGUAAAUGUUGCAGCAUUAGCAAAUUGCAAGAAUAACAAAUAAUAAUACAUUUCUGACUAUACUAAUCUCAUUUAUAUAAUUUUUACAGCAAAUAAAUUAUUUUUCAUACAUUUUAUCACAUCCAUAGCUGACCUAAACUUGUUAAUAAUUAUAACCUAAACAUUUAGGUAUUUUAUAUUUUAUUACUAGGCAAAAUGACUGCUGGAAAUGGUAGAUAAACAUUAACAUAUUUUUUGCCUGAAAAAAUAUGAAAUGUAAUAUCGAAAGUACUUCCCUUCAAGCAGUAUUAACAUGUUAUCAACCUUGCCUUGCACUAAAAUAUAUUUUUGCAUCAACUAACAAUUUAGUUGCAAGGAACACAUUUUCCUCACAAUUCAACAAAUCUUGUACAUCCUCUUUUAUACCAUAUAAUUGUAUACAGGGUGAGUCAACGGUAUCUGUGAACGAUAGGAAUAAAUAAUGAUCAUAAUUUUCUGACAUCAAUUUCAGAAAUAUGUAUUCAGCCUAAAUAAACCAUUAUUUAUGAUUAUCAUAAUUAUUUCUAGAGAUUUGCAAGAAAUUGGAACUAUUGACUCACCGUGUACAAAUAGUAAUUAUUCAUAGCUUAUAAAUAAAUAAAUCUCACCUGCACAAUAAAAAAACUUAACUAUAUCACGAUAAAUAGCCUCCGUGAGAUUCAAUAAAGAGUUAUACUUACAUAUCGACUAUUCACCGCUAUCACAUAUUGCGAGUAUUCUUGAAUAAUACAGACAUUUAUACAGAUUGCGCGAAUACACCAGGCUAGAUUUACAGAAAAAAAUAUUGUAACUGAACACUGAAUAGUGUUUUCAACACAUCUAUAACCGUUCAACUCCUAAUUGAGACUGGAAUGGUCCGUUCAAGAACGUGUUUUUGUGUGUUCACACCCACUCGAUCGUUCGUGUGCAUCGUGUCUUCCGUUUAAGGUUCGAUAUCGCUUCCUAUAGGUCGCGUGCACGAAGACCGACCCUGGAGGCAAAAUAUUGAAACACAACCUCAUUCUUCUGUGAAUUAUUGAAACACAACCUCACUUUUUUAUUUGGUUACAAAGGAAUCAAAAGGUUGAAAUAGUUUUUCACAAUAUUUUGGCAUACGAAUCGUGUUUCUUGCGUUAUUCAUUAAUUCAAGCAUGCCUUCGCAUUGUGCUGUUGUACAAUGCACAAAAAAUGCAGCAAGAGACUAGGGAAUAUGAUUUUUCAGGUAAAUAGUAAUCUCACAUAGUUAUCAUUAUGAAAUGUUGUCAUUCCUUAUUAAAAUUCCUUCUGCCUUCUGCCACUUCUGCAAUACAAGCUAAUGCUGCUAAUAGAUUGAAAAUGUCUACAACACACACGAUCGUCAGCAUGUCAGACCAGUCCUCCAGAUUGAUUGCAUGUACCCAAUCUUCUUGCAUUAUUUUAGAAAUUUCAGGUGUAUUUCUAUUAGCUCCUAUCGCAGAAGGAAUUCCGAUGAAAAAUCAGAGAAAUUAUCAAAUUUCAAAAAUGAAAACUAUAUGUGAGUGACUAUAGUAGGUACUUACUUUUGAAUCAUAAUGUACCAUCCGGAUUUCUUCAUCUUCCGCUGCAGUUUUUGUGCAUUUUACAACAGCACAAUGUGAUGGCAUUAGCGAAUUGAUGAAUAGCGGAAAAAUACGAUUCAUAUGCCAAAAUAAUUGUGGAAAACUAUUUCGAUCACUUGUAAACAAAUAUGUUUUGCCUCCAGGGUCGGUCAUCUGACAGUUCUUGCACGCGACCUAUGAAUCCCAGAAGUUCCACCAGGUGCUCAUGCACCCUGACAGUGACAUAAUGGUGUGCAAAAUAAUCAAGGCAUACAACAUAAGAUUGCAUGAAUUCAAAAUAAAAAAUUCGAAUCGGGUGUCAAUUCAGUUGAAAAUAAUGAAUGGCAUCUAACACGAAAUUUAAUAUCGGAAACAAAGUAGAUUACUGAAAUUUUUGUGUCCUACCUGAAUGUGUCCCCGCCUCCCUUUAUCAUCGUGAUUGUCAACGUCAAAACUAAUCUGGAAUAAUUUUUCGCGAUAUUUUUUAAUUUUGUGCUCAUUUUCUGUUUAUAUCAACAAAACACAGGGUGGCUAAGAAAACAUAUUUUUUUUAUGAAUGGAUCUAAAUUCGAUAAUAAUAUAUUAAUGAUAUAUCUUUUUGAAUUGAUGAGCUUAUUCAUUAUAUUAAAAAAAUAUAUAUAAAAUCAUUUCAUUCAAAAACGGAACUUUUUCGGUCAUCCUGUUUUUUGUUGAUAUAAAGUAAAAGUGAGCACAGAUUCGAAAAAUUCGAGAACAAUAAUUAUUCCAGGAAUAUUUUUUGAAUAACUGAAAAAGGGGGGUGACAUUUAAGUGAGACACCAUGUACCUAUACCUUUUUGCUUUUUGAUAUUGUAAGUUCUUUCUAUAUGAUGAGUAUAAUAUAUGUUUAUAUAAUUUUCGAAUUAUGAUAAUAUUCGUCUCAAUUUGAAAUUGAAAAGAUAUAGUUUGUGUAUUGACUGUAUAUGAAUAUAUAGUAGGCACCUACAACAAAAUCAGGAUGUGUUUGGAAGUACAUACAGGAUGUUUCAUAAUAUGUGCGCAGAACUGCAGGAUGUGAUAGCUCAUCCAAAAAUAUGUUAAAAGUUUACAGUAACUAACCCUCUGAAAUGCAGCAUUUUCGAGAUACAGGGUUUUGAAAUAAAAAAAAAUAGUCAUAAUUGAUGAAGAUUCUGAAAGGGUAGUGGGUGUUUUUCGCCCCAACUUCUACGCCACUGAAAAAAUUGAAUUUUGAGCCGCUUAUGAGAAUAUUUUUUAAAUUUCGCUGUUUUCUGUGCGAUAAACAUAAUUUCAACACUCUAUAUCUCGAAAAUGGUGCUUUUUAGGGGGUAAGUUGAGGACACAAUUUUUUUCUCCAAUUUUUAAGCGAACUAGCUAAUCCUGAAGUCCUGCGCAUAUAUUUUGAAACACCCUGUAUAAUGAAUUCACCCUAAAAAAAAAAUACCUGCUACAUGCUCAGUUCAGUGUAUUAAUUCUGGAAGGCACACUUUUCUCAUCAUAUUAAAUUUUUUAUAAUCAUACAUAUUUGAAUAAAAAUUGUCAAAUCAGCAUUCUUGUUCUUCAAAUGGGACUCUUUAAUUGCAUAUAUUAGGUGGUAUCGAUCGACCUCCGUCAAACCUACAUGGUAUAAACAUUUUUUUUUCGAAAUAUUACCCUGAAGAUGAGAAAAAAUGUGCCUUCAGUAUUUUUCCUGUCCAUGGAGCUAUUUGAAAUUUGAUGAUUUGGGAGAUGAAAUGAUUUUUUUUAAUUUUCAAAAUUCUUACUGUAAUAAUAAAAAAUUGAUAUUUUUUUGAAAUCGUAGGUACUUGUAACGUGAACAAAAUCCAAAACCGGCAAUUACAAAUAUAUAAGCAACUUUCAUGAGUAGGUAUAUACAUACAUACAUAAAAAUUCAUCACAAUAUCAACAGGUUCAUUCAAAUGUUGAUAACAUUCCUGUGUAGGUAUGGUAGGUAGGUACAGUUUUUUCAGAGUAGGUAUUAUUCAAAUUGAUGACAUAAACAUUAUUGGUUUUUAUAAAAAAAUAACGUCAGGUUCACAUUAUUUGAAUUUGAUCAUUGGGUCAUUGUUGCAGUUUUUGAACAAAUUUCUAAGCCUACUUGUCACUUGUCCUUUGUAAUCUGAAAUAUUCAUAUCAAAUUUCUCCAUCUAUCUUUUUGGUACCAACUUCUGUCACUAUGGGAAGUGUCAACAGUGAAAACCAAAGUACAAAAGACAAUUCGCCAAGAAUAUUUGUUUUCCAUUUUCAUGUUGAAAACGGGAGCAGAUUCGUUUCCGAAACGUCCUAAGAGAAGUGACAUUUCAUAUUUUUCAAUAUACUCAUAUAUAUAUUUCUUCAAACAUUUCUCAAAGAAGUUGUCACUGACUAUCAAUCGAAUUUUUCUUUUAGGUUCGUAAUAUUGCAUUUUCUAUCGCAUUGAGAUUUUUGGAAAUAUCUGAUUUGUCCUUACUUUAUUGAAAUAACACAUAUUUUUAUUCAUAGAGAAGAGGAGAGACAAUCACAAAAAAAAUUUUAAGGGUAGUAAUUGAGUAUACCUACCUACAUAAACCACACUUAGGGUUUAGGAGACACUCAAAUGAACUAUUUCAUUUUGCGUAUUAUGUUUAAACUCUGCAUCCAUAAAAAUUGCCAUGUAUAUAUUCACAGGGUAUUUAAAAGUUGAAGUUUUUCUAAACACGACAGCAAAUCAGUCAAAUCCUGUGAGUAAAACUACUAUACUAAAAUGAAAGAAAUACACUCGUCAUGCACGUUUCAAAUCAUUCGAACUAUUUGUUAAUUUUGUAUCGACCUUCAUGUUUAUAUUUUCAUUAUUUUUCAGAAUAUUAUCUAUGUCGCUAUAAUAUAGAAACACCGUCAACUUGAAAAACACCCUGUAUAUGUUUUUUGUUCAUAGUUAUUUGUGCUGCCACAGUUUCAUAACGUUUUGUUGAAUACUGUCAUAGUGUCAUAUAAAUGUAUAUAUGCAUGGUAAGUAAACGUAGGUACCUAAAUUCUUCGAGUAUUUACAAUAUCCACUACUUUUAAUGCAAAUAAUCUUUGGUAUAGUUUCCACUGCAUGGAGUUUUCUUUCCGUUUUUUCCCCAUUUUCUGCAACCGGGCAUUUCAAUAAUCAUUUCUGUUUUGCCUACCAUGUUCAUGAUUCUCCAUGUAUUAG